Molecule: messenger RNA, 1427 nt
Organism: Lepus europaeus (European hare)
Lineage: Eukaryota; Metazoa; Chordata; Mammalia; Lagomorpha; Leporidae
Gene: RMND5B
Product: required for meiotic nuclear division 5 homolog B
Exons: 10
Coding region: 220-1401 (393 amino acids)
Biological process (GO): proteasome-mediated ubiquitin-dependent protein catabolic process
Cellular component (GO): nucleus; GID complex; cytoplasm
Molecular function (GO): protein binding; ubiquitin protein ligase activity
Source: RefSeq, a predicted model, not a curated record
CGGUGAGAAGGGCCGCGGCGCGCGGUAGCUCGGCUGGCUGCCUGGGCCAGGCUCAGCCUCCGGAAGCCCCCGCCCCAGUCUGCCGUUGGGUUUGUCCUCUUAGCAGCCGUCGGCCCGGACGGGGAGCGGGAGCCCCGCAGACCGGCCCCGGGCCGCGGACUCGGGCGUCCCUGCCUCGUGCGACCCGGCUGGGUGGCAGGUAACCAGACAGAGGCCACCAUGGAGCAGUGUGCAUGUGUGGAGCGGGAGUUGGACAAGGUCCUGCAGAAGUUCCUGACCUAUGGACAGCACUGUGAACAGAGCCUGGAGGAGCUGCUGCACCAUGUGGGCCAGCUGCGGGCCGAGCUGGCCAGUGCAGCUCUUCAAGGCACCCCCCUCUCAGCCACCCUCUCCCUGGUGAUGUCCCAGUGCUGCCGGAAGAUCAAAGACACUGUACAGAAACUGGCCUCGGACCACAAGGACAUUCAUAGCAGUGUAUCCCGAGUGGGCAAAGCCAUCGACAGGAACUUUGACUCUGAGAUCUGUGGUGUCGUCUCUGACGCGGUGUGGGACUCGCGGGAGCAGCAGCAGCAGAUCCUGCAGAUGGCCAUCGUGGAGCACCUGUACCAGCAGGGCAUGCUCAGUGUUGCCGAGGAGCUGUGCCAGGAAUCAACACUGAAUGUGGACUUGGAUUUCAAGCAGCCUUUCCUGGAGCUGAAUCGAAUCCUGGAAGCUCUGCAUGAACAAGACCUGGGGCCUGCAUUGGAAUGGGCCGUCUCCCACAGGCAGCGCCUACUGGAGCUCAACAGCUCCCUGGAGUUCAAGCUGCACCGACUGCACUUCAUCCGCCUCCUGGCAGGCGGCCCCGAGAAGCAGCUGGAGGCCCUCAGCUACGCCCGGCACUUCCAGCCCUUUGCUCGGCUGCACCAGAGGGAAAUCCAGGUGAUGAUGGGCAGUCUCGUGUACCUGCGGCUGGGCUUGGAGAAGUCGCCCUACUGCCACCUCCUGGACAACAGCCACUGGGCCGAGAUCUGUGAGACCUUUACCCGGGACGCGUGCUCCCUGCUGGGGCUUUCUGUGGAGUCCCCACUCAGCGUCAGUUUUGCCUCUGGCUGUGUGGCGCUGCCAGUGCUGAUGAACAUCAAGGCUGUGAUUGAGCAGAGACAGUGCACCGGGGUCUGGAGUCACAAGGAUGAGUUGCCGAUCGAGAUUGAAUUGGGCAUGAAGUGCUGGUACCACUCCGUGUUUGCCUGCCCCAUCCUCCGCCAGCAGACUUCGGAUUCCAACCCGCCCAUCAAGCUCAUCUGUGGCCACGUCAUCUCCCGAGAUGCCCUCAACAAGCUCAUUAAUGGAGGAAAGCUGAAGUGUCCUUACUGUCCCAUGGAACAAAACCCAGCAGACGGGAAACGCAUCAUAUUCUGACUCCUGCCUGGAAGAACUUUGCUGGA